AUGAACUUCUUUGGGACCCCAACAAUGUUCCUUCAUGGACUGGCUGCAAAUAAGUUCAUCCAUACUUGUGAUGGUAGCACACUUGUCAAUCAACAUCCAUUAUCGCCUGAAGUGUUAAAGCAAUAUGUUGGUAAGAUAGAUGAAGAAGUUAGGAAGCAUUUUGAGAUGCAUUGGCAUGGCAAGCAGAAGAUUUCGGCAAUGCUAUUGAUGAAGACCCUCAUAUUCAACAUUUUGAGCUCACUGAUAAUUGGAAUUGAAAAAGAUGAGAAAAGAGACAUACUUGUAGAGCUAUUUCAACAACUGCUGAAGGAACAGGAGAAAAUUGUCAGGAAUAAGACCUUGGGGGAGCUUCUAACAUGGAAUGAUCUUGCUAGUAUGAAAUACACAUGGAGAGUAGCAUUGGAGUCUCUAAGGAUAAUGUCUCCUGUAUUCAUUUCCUUCAGGAGGGUCGUUAAAGAUUUCGAGUAUGAAGGAUACCUUAUUCCCAAAGGAUGGCAGGUAGCUUGGUCAGCCUGCAUGACACACAUGAAUGAGUGUAUCUUCCCAGAUCCAUCAAAGUUUGAACCAAGACAUUUCAAGAAAUCAGCAUUCCUCCCUCCAUACAGUUUUGUAGCAUUAGGCGGUGGACAUAGAAUAUGUCCUGGAUAUGAAUUUGCAAGACUUGAAACUCUGAUUACAAUACAUUACCUGGUGAACAGGUUCACAUGGAAGCUCUGUUGCCAAAACAUUUCUUUUUCUAGAGAUCCAAUGCCAACAUUCAAGGAUGGACUAGAGAUAGAAAUUGAACCAAAGAUUCCUGACUAA
This is a messenger RNA of Populus nigra (black poplar), 804 nucleotides long. RefSeq names its product cytochrome P450 716B2-like. The record is from RefSeq and is a predicted model, not a curated record. The coding region runs from base 1 to 804 and encodes 267 amino acids. Gene Ontology annotation, biological process: sterol metabolic process. Gene Ontology annotation, molecular function: iron ion binding; heme binding; oxidoreductase activity, acting on paired donors, with incorporation or reduction of molecular oxygen. The transcript is spliced from 5 exons. Lineage: Eukaryota; Viridiplantae; Streptophyta; Magnoliopsida; Malpighiales; Salicaceae.